AUGAUUACCAAGUUCAUGACCGAGAUUACCACAAAAUUCAACCCCUUCUCUCCUUCAGCCAGGUCUGCUCGGCUCUUCCUCUCCUUUAUCCCCCCCACGGCCCGCUCGACUGGCAUGACGAUCAACACCACACUUCUCCCAAGGACGUCGACGGAGCCUCCCUCUCUUUAUGUUAAGUUCAAGGACGGCAAGGAGAUGAACCUCGACUGCGAACGUAUGGGAAUCAAGGGGCUUAUCGAGGAGGUUGACCGACACUCCAGAGGUCUGCAGAAGCAGGCUGACUUGACCGACUAA
This is a messenger RNA of Colletotrichum truncatum, 294 nucleotides long. RefSeq names its product mitochondrial 54S ribosomal protein mL53. Gene Ontology annotation, cellular component: mitochondrial large ribosomal subunit. Gene Ontology annotation, molecular function: structural constituent of ribosome. NCBI's taxonomy places the organism in Eukaryota, Fungi, Ascomycota, Sordariomycetes, Glomerellales, Glomerellaceae. The record is from RefSeq and is a predicted model, not a curated record.